Messenger RNA from Striga hermonthica, 1941 nucleotides. NCBI's taxonomy places the organism in Eukaryota, Viridiplantae, Streptophyta, Magnoliopsida, Lamiales, Orobanchaceae. The record is from the annotation of a GenBank genome assembly.
AUGGACGUUCCACUUCUUAAAAUUCGUGAACUUUUAGGCAUACUCUCGGAUAGAGAUUCCGUGGAAUCUGCAGCCAAAACAUCUUCGUCCGGCGGUAGGGCUCACGACAGGAAGGAGUUCCUCCACAGAUUCAUAGACUGCGAAAACCUAAGAAGAACACUCACAAGCUGGCUCGAGGAUUUAGCCGAACACAUGGCAGCAGCCCCAGCCUUCGACCCUCCUUUCGAGAGGAUCGAUCUUCAGAAGUUUGACUAUGCGCUCGAAGGCGUUCAGUUCCAGCAGCUCGUCCGAAUGCCGAGCGCCGUUUAUGAGCCAACAUCUGGCGCUUUGGAGGGAAAUGCCUUUCUAGCUUUAGAGGAUUUCAUGCACACAAGCGCCAGUAGCCUGUGGGAGGCCUUCUGGGGAGAGGAAAGUGACGACCUAAUGCCUUUCUACGUCUCAUCUUUGUAUGACCGAAACCUGAAGUUCUACCAGGCUGAGAAGGUCAUUGCCAGGGGUAAAACCGGAAGGUUAUGUGCCUCGGCCAUAAUGCUGAAAAAUCCGAGACAUCCACAGGGAAAAUGGGACGAUGUAGUUGAGCUGGCACUUUUGAGGCCUGACGUCCGGAGUCUUGAUCCGACGGAUGAGGGCGAUGGUGAUGAUUCUUACCCAUCUUUCUCUCUCAUUGGUGAAGCUUUGUUUUUCGCCCUCCGUGUGUUGAUCGCGAGGAGCGUGAGCAGAUCGAGUGUUCCUGCGAGUUCAAAUUACGUUUUUGUCCUUGUGGUGGAUUCGCAGCACGGGAGUGUCGUGAGAGUCGAAGGCGACCUGAAUAAGAUGGAUUUCGAUCUCAACAGUAAUAUUUAUGAAUCUGCUGCCUCUUGGUUUAAGAAUCACUCGCACGUUUCUAUUUCUCCAGUAGAGAGGAUUUGGAACAAUCUCGGCAAUGCAAACUGGGGAGAUGUUGGUGCUUUACAGGCGCUUUAUGCUACUUAUCACUCCAUAGCACAAUUUGCUGGUAUGCCUAAGAACGCAAUCGAAGAUUUAGCCGCCGACCAUAUUUGCCGCCUUCAGGCAAGGAAAAUCGAGAGACAAAUAGCAGAUAACAACUGUACUGAUAGUCUCAAUAAUACAAAGCUGAACGGUAAUAAUGGCUUGUUUCUGUCCCAACACCGCACGGCUUCCCCGGAAAUUGUAGAACUAAACGAGGAAUCCGUUAAAGUGGACCAUUCUCAAAAGCCGGCCAAGCUUCUAGAAGUUGGUGACGUCGUGCUUCUAGAAGAUUCCAACUCGCAAAACGGUUACAGGGUAGAUGAGGUCAUGAACGACAGCGAGUUCGUGUACUACAUCGCAUCCCGUGUCGAUAAACCUGGUGAAGAAGAUCUGUUCCUGUAUGCUGGGCCCCACCCUUCACAGAUGGAGCCCGCAUGGGAGGAUAUGAAGCUUUGGUACCAAGUCCAGAGGCAGACCAAAGUACUCGGGGUGAUGAGACAGAGAGGCGUGUCGAGCAAAUACCUUCCCCGGAUAAUUGCUUCGGGCCGGGCCAUUCAUUCGGGACCGUGCCGGAAAUCAAGCUCGGGCCGUAACAUUAACUGCGCCAACCCGUGGUGUGGGACCCCUAUCCUGGUGACUGCUCCGGUGGGCCCGACCGUGGCUGACCUGGUCAAAGGAGGCGAGUUCGGCCCAAACGAGGCUAUAAAAUGUUGCCACGGCUGUUUAUCCGCUCUGUCGGCUAGCGGUUCGGCUGGGGUCCGGCAUGGGGACAUAAGGCCCGAAAAUAUCAUCCGUGUGAAGAGAUCGGAUAUGAGUGCGUCGCAUUAUGUCGUGAUUGGUUGGGGCCACGCGAUAUUGGAAGAUCGGGACAGGCCGGCAAUGAAUCUCCAUUUUUCAGAAUCGGGUUCUUUAUCGAACACGAAAUUAUCUCCACAUCUUCAUGGUUUAUACUGCCUCCCAAUCCUUUCCUAA